This is a messenger RNA of Henningerozyma blattae CBS 6284, 1407 nucleotides long. It is a transcript of the gene OPY2, whose product is annotated as Opy2p. The coding region runs from base 1 to 1407 and encodes 468 amino acids. Lineage: Eukaryota; Fungi; Ascomycota; Saccharomycetes; Saccharomycetales; Saccharomycetaceae. The transcript has a single exon. The record is from RefSeq and is a predicted model, not a curated record.
AUGUCAACAAUAACAUUAUCCAGCACAUUGUCAGCAGCUUCUAUAGUUAGUACUUAUAUUCCAAAUGACAGUAAUUCAGCAACUCCUAGUAGUAGUAGUAGUAUUAUUGCAACAGAUAGUAGGGGAUGUGUUCAAUGCGAUGAUUCUUUAACGUGCCCUGAGUGUGGUGACGAUGAAUAUUGUGCCAUCACAUCAUUAACAUGCUCGGCAUGUCCUGUUACAUAUUGUGCUAAACGAGUUACUGGGACUAAUUCUACGAGCAAUUCUACCAACUCUACAAGUACCUCAAAAAACUCAAAGGAUAAUAAAUCGUCACAUUUAAAUGCGAUAAUUGGUGGUUCAUUAGGUGGAGGAUUAUUUUUUUUAUUUUGUUUAUUGAUAAUGUUAGUUUAUAUAUUCUAUUGGAGACCAAGAAUGCGGAAAAAGAGAGAUCGUGAAAAGGCAUUAUUAGAGUCUAUGGGGUUCGAAUAUGAUGGUAAGGAUAAUAUAUUCAUGGAUGAUAUAGCUAUCAUUGGAUCUGACGAAGAUGAUGAUGAUGAGGACGAAGACGAGGAUGAGGACGAGGACGAAGAGGUAGAUGAAGCAAAUGGACUAAUUACUAAACUGGAUGGAACUGAAUUCGAUACAGUAGAUAUGGGUAGUAAUACCGAAGUAUUAACAAUGAAUGAUAUUACAACAGAUCAAAAUUCCAUUUUACCAAGAUUGAAAAAUAUUAAUAGAACUCAAUAUGAAUUUAGACCUCCAAUAAUACACACUGUAGCAGGUAUGAAACAACCUAAUUAUCUAAUGGUCAACGGUAAUAGAGGCAGUAUGUCAACAAUAAAUACCAAGGCAUCUUCGAACGUAUUACCUAUCGGGUAUGUUCCAGGUGUUACUAUCAGCCAUUCUGGGUCAUAUCGACUACGCAAGAAUGCGGCAAGAGCUGAUGGGCCAGGAAAUGGUAAUUAUGAUAUCAUGUCACAUAUUACCCUCGGGUCAUCUAUAUUUGAAGAUAUUGACGCUACCACACAAAAUGACAACAAGAGCAAUACAAAUAAUAAUAAUAGUAAUAAUAACAAUGGUAACUUGGAUAUCGUUGAUAUGAAUAUUGAUAUUGAUAACGCAAAAGAUCAAGAAACCUCCAAGGAAAAUGUUGAAGAUAAAGAGACGAAUAGACUAACCACUGCAAUCAAAGCGAAGCCAAGAUUAGUACAAAUAUCUGAAGAAGAAGAAGGUGGAGAAGAAAAAGGAGGUAGCAAUGACUCUUUAGAGGAAAAAGUCGGCAGUGGUGCUGUAGAACAAGAAGAAUUGAAAAGCACACGGGGUAGAAGCACAAUCCAGGAAGAUGACGAGGGAAGCUUUAUAUUAGAAUUUGGCGUUGAUGAUUCCAUUAUUAAUGGUGUAAGCGAUAACACCAAACAAGGAUAA